Messenger RNA from Perkinsus marinus ATCC 50983, 840 nucleotides. RefSeq lists its product as hypothetical. The record is from RefSeq and is a predicted model, not a curated record. Bases 1 to 840 code for a protein of 279 amino acids. The transcript is spliced from 8 exons. Lineage: Eukaryota; Perkinsozoa; Perkinsida; Perkinsidae.
AUGGAAGGUGAAUCGUCUGCAGUGCCCAACUACACUGUAGUGGUAGAGAGUCGCCCUGCGAUGUGCGGGGCUGAGGUGCUUCGGGCAGUCCUGAGGGACUUUUUAUCGGUCCCGAGAUACUAUGAUAGAGAAAUUUUCAAGGAGUAUGUGAUAAGGAGGAGAAGAAGCAAGAAGGAGUGGUAUGCGCCUUCCCUCGUCCGAAUAUGUCCGAGCCUACCAGUGAGAGGGACUGAGUUCGUUUUCGUUGAGGAGGUGACAAAGGAUAUGGUGUUGACGCUGGCAAGCGACGACGGUUGUUUAUGGAAGUACUCGAUCGAGAUCAGCGGUGAAGAGUUAUGUGUGAUUAAGCUCGAGGUGGUCAUGUUUAGCAUAUCUGAGGAGGAAGAGAACAACAACACUGUUGACCCCACACCACUGCAAAGGCAUGUAGAUAGGCUAUCGUCAAUAGCAACUAAGGUAUCCUUUCUAUGUUCUGCAGCGCUGGGGGGAGUGCAGGACGUAUUGGCCUUCCUGGGCACUCGAGAGUUCACUCAGAUUUGUGGAGUAGUGGCCAAUGGGUUUGCAAUGAUGGAUCAAGCCUUGAAGAAUAGUCCGAGCUAUCGAGUAGUAUUGGCUGGGGAACCCUCAGUGCAGAUGUACUUCAAGUGUGAGAGCGAUGUAGCGGACGGAGAUAAGAGCAAGGAAGAAGGCGAGAAGGAAGCGGUCGAACUUGAGGGGCCGCCGUCGUCGUGUGAGUUACAAGAGGAGACUACUACUAGUGGUGAUGGUUGUUGUGAUGGAAUCAUAAAGUCGGCUAGCGUUGGAGAUACGUCUCCAGUCACGGAGGACUCCCAUGAAUAG